AUGACAACACCUCUUGAAGCGACUGCAGAUAAACCUGGCAAACUGGAAAUACCCCGACCGGGACAGACCAAUGUGGAAGAGAACAUUGAAUACAGGCUCAACAAUCGUCGGAGCCAAUCACAUCACAGCAGCCGCCAAGUCCAAUCGCGGGACAUGCAAAAAUCGACUGUCGUCCUCGUCUCCGCCGCCGCCUCACAACGCCAUCACCCAAUCAUUUCCAACAUGUCCACGAUGUCAUCGAGCAUUCUGGACGCCAAUUGGACUUUUUGGACACCUCCGGUUCGACUGCGGCACACGGACUGCACCAACCCUCGUCUCUCCUCCCAUCCCUCACGCACCUCCCACAAGGUCAACUAA
Molecule: messenger RNA, 357 nt
Organism: Spirometra erinaceieuropaei
Lineage: Eukaryota; Metazoa; Platyhelminthes; Cestoda; Diphyllobothriidea; Diphyllobothriidae
Source: the annotation of a GenBank genome assembly